Danaus chrysippus (African queen) is the source of this 681-nucleotide messenger RNA. NCBI's taxonomy places the organism in Eukaryota, Metazoa, Arthropoda, Insecta, Lepidoptera, Nymphalidae. The record is from the annotation of a GenBank genome assembly.
AUGGCGCUCAGCGACGCAGAUGUUCAGAAACAGAUCAAGCAUAUGAUGGCCUUCAUCGAACAAGAGGCCAACGAAAAGGCCGAAGAAAUCGAUGCUAAGGCUGAGGAGGAGUUCAACAUUGAGAAGGGCCGUCUGGUACAGCAACAGCGGCUCAAGAUCAUGGAAUACUAUGAAAAGAAAGAGAAACAAGUUGAACUCCAGAAAAAGAUCCAAUCUUCGAACAUGCUGAACCAAGCUCGUCUGAAGGUACUCAAAGUACGUGAAGAUCAUGUACGUAAUGUACUUGACGAAGCUCGCAAGCGUCUGGCUGAAGUGCCUAAUGACACCAAGCUGUACUCCGACUUGCUUGUUACACUUAUGGUGCAGGCUCUGUUCCAGCUUGUCGAGCCAGCUGUGACAAUUCGUUGCAGACAAGCAGAUAAAUCUCUUGUGGAGUCCCUCCUGCCACGCACCCAGCAAGACUACAAGGCUAAGAUCAAGAAGGAUGUCGUCUUGAAAGUUGACACAGAAGCAUACCUCCCUGCGGAUACUUGUGGUGGUAUUGAACUCAUCGCUGCCAGGGGCCGCAUAAAGAUUUGCAACACCCUGGAAUCCCGUCUGGAGCUGAUUGCUCAGCAACUGUUGCCAGAAAUCCGUACAGCCCUCUUUGGCCGCAACCCCAACCGUAAAUUCACGGAUUAA